AUGCUCAAGAAGGUGGCCAACUUCUACAACAACAUGGCUUCGCAGGUGAUCCUCGUGCAAAAGCCGAUGCUUCUGGAUUCCCUGCUGGCCUUUGAAGAGGUGGUGAUGCAGCCAACCCUAGCCAGGAAGGGAAAAGACGGAAGCACGCGGACUUCGGUGACUUGGAGUAAUCCCGUGGAGUGUGAGAACUACGUGGAGAGGCUUCAGCGGGCGGCCGACACUUUGUCCAUGGAGAAUAGACGGUUGAGAAAGGUGCAUGCUUCGCUGUCAUCCCUCGUGUCGGGCAUCAUGUCUAUUGACCUCCUUCGGCAAAGAGACCGUUGGAAGACGCACUGGGCUCAAAUAAGGGAAGUGGUGAGCGGCAUUCAAGCGAAGUACUCGGCUUCAAGUGUGGAGCAGUGGAUCACCUACUGGGACCACCAGAUGUACAAGGCCCUCGAGGCGGGAUAUCAGAUGGGCCUCGAAUCUCUAAACGAAAACCUCGGAGAGGUUCGGGCCGAGCUAGUCUUCACGCAACGUUUGCUUCAGUUCAAGCCCCCGCUGGAAGAGCUGCGCGCCUCCUACUACCGAGACACCAAGAAGUUCGUGAGCAUCCCGAACCUCUUCGAGGGCUUCGGCAACGUAAAGGUGUACCAUAAGAUGGCAGCCGCCAACAGCAAGUCGCUCCUUCGCGUGUACGAGAAAGCUGAGGGCAUCUUCCAGCGCCUUGCCGCGCUCGUGGAGACGUACAAGGGUUGGACGGUGCUGGGUCAGGUAGACCUCGACAGCUUCGUCGACUCCCACGUCGCGGCGGCGCAGGAGUUCGAGGAAAACUUCAAGGCCGUGAAGAUUCGCAGGAGGGAAGCGGAAAAGCUGCCCGAGAUAAUCAAGGUGGACUGCAUCACCGUGAGCAUGUUUCCGUUCAAGGCCUGCAUCGAGGACCAGCUGCAGCGCCUGGCCGAUGCCCUCACGGUUUCCCUCAGGAACGCGGUGCUUUCGAACUUCAAGGCUGUCGAUGUGUUCCUGGAAGACUCGAUGGAAAAGCUAAGCAGGCGGCCCCGCACCAUCGACGACAUCGGCGAGGCGAAGCGUGACUGGAAGGAGAUGGAGUCCAAGAAGGAUGACAUUCGACGGCUCUCGAGCAAGUGCGUGGGUCUCAAGGCUCUCCUUUUGCAGCACGCGCCCGGAAACCAGGUGGACGCAUCAGAGGCGAUUUCUAAGAUGGCCGGAUUAGACGGGGAGGGCGGAAGGUGGGACGAGUUCGACAUCGCGGCGGAGGCUUUCCAGGAGAUGGUAGAAGAGCAGAAGGAGAGUCUGAAGGGCGUUCUCGAGGAGGAAGUCAUGCAGUUAAAUCAGAUGAUCGACAAGUUUGGUGCGAGGUGGCGAGCGCUGAAGCCCCAGGAGAUGAAAGAUUGGUCUACGGCUGAGGUGGAGCGGGUCUUCACUGCGCUUGGCGACUGGCGUGAGCAGUUCCAGGAGCACCAGAGCAAGGCGGAAACCCUCAAGGAAAACUGCGUGUCGUUCGGAAUGCCGGCGCCACGACUGGAAGGGGUGGACGCCAUCGAGGAAGACUUAACGGCCACCGAGUCAAGCUGGGCCCUCUACAAAGAGUACAGCUCCGAGCUAAAGGCCCUGGCGGAUCAGGACUGGAUCAGCUUCCGACCGAAUGUCUUCGCGCUGCAAGACCUCGCCACCAAGUGGAUCGAGGUCAUCAAGGCCCGUCUUGCCGAGGCACAGCGAGCGGACACGGUUACGGAGCACAUCCACCAGGAGCUGGAGCGAAUGAGAAAGGCAACACCCACCCUAAAAUAUUGUAGAGGCGAGCCUUUCAAGGAGGAGCAUUGGAGCGCACUCUUGCAGGGAAAGCUUGGUCUCGACCGCAGCGUGCGUCUGGAGAACCUCAUGGUCAGCCACUUUUUGUCGGCGAUGGACCGCUUGGCGGACCCGGCGCUGCUGCAGUUCGUCAAGCAUCUGCAGUCAAGGGCACAGGGAGAGGUUACCAUCCGUGAGGCUCUCCAAGAGCUGGUGGCAUGGUCCCAGACCGCCGAGCUCAAGCUGGUCGAUCACGAGGAGAACGGCCGGAGGACCCCGCUCAUCCGCGACUGGGGCGACGUCUUUCUCGAGCUGGGCGACAAGCAGAGCCUGUUGGCGUCCCUGAAAGAGAGCCAGUUCUUCAAGGCCUUCGAAGACCAGGGAAUCACGUACGAGGUAAAGCUCGGCGUGUUGGACUACGCUCUGCACACCCUGAACCAGAUCCAGAGAAAGUGGGUUUACCUCGAGCCAAUUUUUGGGAUGGGCGCCUUACCGGCGGAGCAGGGACGAUUCCGCCGCGUUGAAGAAGAGUUUCGUGACAUCAUGGCCAAGGUCGAGAUCGACCGUCGCCUGUUCUCGUUGGCGGAUGAACAGCUUUUCCCCGACCUCCGCGGGCAGCUGGGCGCGUCCCUGGAUCAGUUGGAGAGGUGCCAGAAAGCCUUGUCCGACUUCUUGGAGGAGAAGAGGUCGGCCAUGCCAAGGUUCUACUUUAUCGGUGACGAGGACUUGCUGGAGAUUCUAGGGCAGGCGAAGAACCCGACUAUCAUCCAGGCUCACCUCAAGAAGCUUUUCCAAGGAAUUCAUGGCGUGGAGUUCAACAAGGAAGAGACGCAGAUCAUCGCUAUGCUCAGUUCUGCCGGGGAAAAGCUAGGUGUUCUCUGUGUCUUUACCGCCGAAUACUGGUGUGGGGAGUCCAUCCCAGUGUUCGAGUAUCAGCCCCAACCUCAUACGCCUGGGUGGACGCAGGUGUCCCUGAACACCCCCGUGCCGGUGUCGGAGAGAGUGGAAGAGUGGCUGGAACACCUUAACGUCGAGAUGAAAGGAACCCUGACGUCUCUUCUUCAGGAAUGCCUGCGUGGGCAGAUCGACUACGAGCGGUUCCCGAGCCAGCUGCUGUGCCUCGCCGAACAAAUCAAGUUCUGCGACCACGCGGAGGUAGCCGUUUCCCAGGGUGAUGUGAGCGGGCUCAUGCAUCCUCUUCGGCAGCUGCUGGAGCAGUACACCGCCUACGACCUGUCGUCACGGCCCCUCAUGCAGCUUAAGAUCAAGGCACUCGUACUGGACCUGGUGCAUAGCAUGGACGUCGUAGAUCAGCUUCAGAAGAACGCCGCCGAGUCGGUGGACGACUGGAUAUGGCAGAAGCAACUGCGAUACUAUGUCAAGGGCGGGAGCGCCAUCAUUAAGAUGAGCAGCGCGAGGUUCGGCUACUCCUACGAAUACCAGGGAAACGCCCCAAAGCUCGUGCACACUCCCCUCACCGACAAGUGCUAUCUAACGCUGACACAGGGCAUGCACAUGGGCUUUGGAGGAAACCCUUACGGUCCCGCGGGCACAGGGAAGACAGAAUCUGUCAAGGCGCUGGGGCAAGCGUUCGGCCGCCAAGUGCUUGUGUUCAACUGCGACGAGGGAAUCGACUUUCAGAGCAUGGGCAGGAUCUUCAUUGGCCUGGUCAAGUGCGGUGCCUGGGGCUGCUUCGACGAGUUCAACCGCCUCAAGGAAGAUCAGCUGUCGGCCAUCUCGCAACAGAUUCAGAUCAUCCAGGACGCCAUCAAGGCUAAACGACCAUCUCUGAGGAUUCUCGGUCGGGAAAUCGAUGUGGACUUGAACGCCGGAAUCUUCGUGACCCUGAACCCGGCAGGGAAGAAGUACGGAGGUCGCAGCAAGCUUCCCGACAACCUCAAGGCGCUCUUCCGACCCGUUGCUAUGGGACGUCCGGACAAUGAGCUCAUUGCCGAGGUGAUACUGAGCUCCGAAGGGUUUACUGGCGCAAAGGACUUGGCGUCGAAGAUUGUGUCUAUGUUCACGCUGUCGAAGCAGCUAUUGUCCAGGCAGCAGCACUACGAUUGGGGACUUCGGGCUUUGAAAGCGGUUCUCAACACUGGCGGCAAGCUCAUUCAGGCGGCGAAACGAGAAGGAAAUCCUAUCGACGCUGCCGGCGAGCGUGAGCUACUGAUCAAGGCGGUACGGGUCAACACCCUGUCCAAGCUCACCUACGGCGACACCCGGCAGUUUCUCGCUCUCAUCGGGGACGUGUUCCCGGGAGCGGAAAGCAGUGACAUCCCUGGGGGUGAGCUGGAGGAAGCUAUCCGCGAGGUGAUGACGGCGAAACCAUUUUUCCUGGAGGUCAACGAUGCGCAGGUGCGCAAGAUGCUGCAGCUAAAGGAGGCCUUAGACCAGAGGAUGGGUUGCGUCAUCGUCGGCCCUAGCGGCUGCGGGAAGUCCACCCUGUGGUCAAUCCUGCGACACGCCAUGAUCAAGUGCGGGCAAGCGGUUAACACCCACGUGGUCAACCCCAAGAGCAUGCCUCGCCAGAGGCUGCUUGGGCACAUGGACUUGGAUACACGCGAGUGGUUUGACGGGGUGCUGACCGCCGCUGCCCGGAAGGUCGUCAAAGAGCCGCCAGAGGUGAAGUCGUGGUUGGUUUGCGACGGGGACGUGGACCCCGAGUGGAUCGAGUCUCUUAACUCGGUGCUGGACGACAACCACCUCCUCACGCUGCCCAAUGGCGAGCGGAUCAACUUCGGAAGCAACGUCAACUUCGUCUUUGAGACCCACGACCUCAAGUUCGCUUCGCCUGCGACAGUCAGCAGAAUGGGCAUGAUAUUCCUCUCCGACGAGGACGUAGACGUAAAACGUCUCCUGGCGAGGUGGAUCAAGACACAACCCGAGGACCUCCGAGGGGGCUUGGCGGGCUGGGUGGACGACAUGUUUUAUAGGGGUUUGGACUAUGUGCUGGAUCGGGAAAUGGUUGUAGACACCACAUUGGUGGGCACUGUCCUCAACGGCCUUGUUCAGGUGGCGGGUUCGACCUCGAAGGCGGACUUCGCAUGCGGGGUGAUUCGAGGACUCGGAGGAAACCUCAGCCUCGCCGACCGAAACUCCUUCGCGAAAGAGGUUUUCCAAUGGGCAGGCGAACGGCCGCCGGACAUCUCGUGCCCUCUAGACUGCUACAGCGACCGCGGCGCACUCACAUCGUACCCUACGGUGCCCUCCGACGGGGGGCUGGGUGCCUCUUCUGACGACGGCGGCGGCGGCGGCUGUAUCGGUCCUCAGUCGGUCGUGCCGACGGUAUCGGUUCAGCGUGCUUUGAGCAUGAUGGAGCCGUGGAUAGAGAACAGCGAGCCGUUCAUCCUUGUAGGCCCCGAGGGCUGCGGAAAGGACAUGAUCAUUCGAUACGCGUUUUCGUCUGAGGGCGUGUCGCGUGGGGGUGGGCGACCACGAGCAGGAGGAGCGGGUAGCAAGCGCGUAAAGACGAGCAUCACCGUGCUCCACUGCAACGCCAGAACUACGGCGGAACACGUCAUCACAAAGGUAGCCCAAACGUGCAGCCUUUUCAGCGCCCCUGACGGAAGGGUCUACAGACCGAGGGACUGCGAACGCCUGGUGCUGUACCUCAAGGACAUCAACCUUCCGAGGCCCGACAAGUACGACACGUGCAUGCUCAUAGCGUUCCUGCAGCAGGUUCAGACGUUCGGCGGCUUCUAUGACGAGGACCUCGAGUUCCUGCGGCUUGAAAGGGUUCACCUGGUCGCCUCGAUGAACGCGGCUACAACGGUGGGGCGGCACCCACUGUCAUCGCGGUUCACGGCCACGGUAAGGAUCGGCGUGCUUGACUAUCCCGAUGGGAGCGAGCUGUGCUCCGUCUACUCUGCGUUCUUGGGGAAGGCACUGGGCACAGGGUCUACAGAUGCGAGAUGGAGCAGGCCAUCCGAAAGGGACAAGCUCUCCAAGAUGAUGGUCGAUCUAUACGAUCAGGUCAAGGGAAGGUUUUCGGUGGACGAGCAUCGGCACUACCUUCUGACCCCACGUGACCUAACCGCAUGGGUGCGGGGGCUGCUACGGUACGAGCUGAACAGCGAACAAGUGUUGGACUGCGUGGCGUAUGAGGCUCAACGGCUCUUUCGCGAUCGGCUUGCCGACUCCGAUUCAAGGACGAGAUUCGACGGGAUGCUCAACGCCCAGCUCCGAUCCGUGUGGGGGCACACCGCUGACCUCACCGGGAUCUACUUCACAACUCUCGGGGAAGGAGUGCGACACGCCGGAGCCACUUCGGAAGAGCAGGACCUAGAGGGUUGUGCGGCCGAGCAGGUGCUGAAGCGGUUGGACCAGGAGCGGCUCAAGGAUGCUGUCAAGCAAGGCCUCGUGUAUUUCGAAAGAGAGGAGAGGGACCUGCACAUGCUCCUUUUCCCGGAGGUUCUCGACCAGAUUGCGCGUGUGGAUCGUGUUCUGAGCGGUCAGGGCGAGCACCUUCUUCUAGUCGGUCGCAGCGGGGUGGGAAGACGGGAGGCCACGGUUCUAGCCGCGUACAUGCAGGGAUGCGGCUUGUUCACCCCGGCGGUAACGAGAGGUUUCGGCUUGGGCCAGCUCGAAACGGUGCUCAAGUCCGCGAUGCAAGCGUCCGGGGUGGAGGGCCAGCCAUCUGUGCUCUUGAUCGAAGACCAUCACGUCACCUCGGACGACAUUCUGGAGACGAUAAACUCUCUUCUCAGCGCGGGGGAAGUGCCGGGGCUGCACAGCCAGGAGGAACUGGAGCCCCUGUUGGCACCUUUGAAAGAGCAAAUGAGAGAGGACGGGAACCACAAGACGACCUACGACUUUUUCGUCAGCCGGGUGCAGAAGAACUUGCACGUGGCCCUGUGCAUGGACCCCACCAACCCGCGAUUUGCGGUCCGUUGCGAGUCGAAUCCGGCCCUGUACAACCGGUGCACCUGCUUAUGGUUUGGGCAAUGGCGACGUACGAGCUUGCGCCUCGUCCCCAGAAUGAUCGAGGGGGUGAGCGAUCUAUUGGAGGGGCGGGACACCGACGAGAACAGCUUGGACGACUUCGAUGGCCGGCAAGAGGCGAAGCAAAGGGAUCACUACGAUGAGGACGCGGCGGAGUCUAAAGGAGGGGAACGGAAGAGCGCUGCCCGAGGAGAGAGCAAGACCGCAGGAGACAGCAAGAGCGCCGGGGGCAGUAGGAGGCGUAACGACAGCGGGAGAAGAGCAGCGCAUAGCCCACCAGGCCUCUUGGGAGAUGCCCUCGCGGACAAGAUCGUAGAGAUGCACGAGUCGUGCUCGGAGAGCGGCAUGGUGGGCACAGACACUACGGGAGCAACAACGCCAGCAUCCGGAGCCGGAGGAGGAGGAGGGCGGGAUAGCGGGGCGGUGGGGAAGACUUCGUCCUCCGCGUCGGCUACUCCCAAGGAGUACGUGUCGUUCUUGAGGAGCUGGUUUGACAUGCACGAAUCAAAAAAGGGGUCUUUGCGAGAGGAGCUGGGACACCUAACAGCGGGUCUGAGCAAGCUAGAGGAGGCAUCGUCGACCGUGGAUGACCUCAGCAAAAACGCUGAGAAAAAGAAAAAGGAACUCCAAACAGCUCAGGUGGCUGCGGACAGUGCCAUGGAACAGAUCGCGACGGCCCUCUCAGAAGCAAGUCUUCGUAAAGGAGAAACGGAGAGGCUCAAGGAAGAUCUCGCCGUCAACGAAAAGGCCACUCAAGGCCGUAAGGGCGACAUUGAACAGGAACUGAGCCACAUCCAACCGGUCUUGGACAGCGCCAAGCAAGCGGUCGGACAGAUCAAGUCCGACCACAUCAACGAAAUAAGGUCGCUCAAGAUGCCACCGGAGCCAAUCGCUGACGUAUUGGGGGCUGUCCUCAUGCUGCUGGGUAUUCGUGACACGUCGUGGCUUUCCAUGAAAAAGUUUCUCGGCAAUCGUGGCGUGAAAGAAGACAUUCUUAAUUUUGAUGCCCGCCGCAUCGAUCCUCAGCUUCGUGCAAAGGUUACCAAGCUCUUGACUCAGAAGUCAGCCAGCUUUGAGCACGCCAACAUCUACCGCGUCAGCGUUGCCGCUGCUCCCCUCGCAACAUGGGUCAAGGCCAACAUCAAGUAUUCUACCAUCUUGGAAAAGAUCCAGCCGUUGGAAGAGGAGCUUCAUGAGGCAGUAGCUGCAUUGGACAAGUCGCAGGCCAGGCUGACGCAGUGCGAGGAAGAGCUAGCGGCAAUCGACCGCAAGGCGGCACAGCUGAAAGAAGAGUUCGCCCAGCGGACGAGGGAGGCGGAGACGCUUCGUGCUGGGUUGGAACGGGCCCAGGGGAUCCUGACUAAGGCGCAACGGCUGGUGUCGCAGCUCGGAGGGGAGCAACAGCGAUGGCAGGACCAAGCCAUGUCGCUCGCCGACGCGCUAGCGACGCUGCCCCUCAAGAUGCUGCUGGCAGCUGGCUUCGCCACGUACCUUGUCAGACACCCGGAGAACACCCGGAAAGCCAUGUUGGAGCUUUGGUCGGAGGCACUAGGUCUACCGCCUGGGUUCUCCUUCCGCGGUCUGAUGUCCACAGAAUCACAGCUGUUGGUUUGGAAAGGCGAGGGGCUCCCUGCAGAUGACCUGAGCCAGGAGAACGCUCUGGUACUGGCAAACAGCCCUGGGCGGGUGCCCUUCAUCAUCGACCCUGCCAACGCGUGUACCGCCUGGUUGCAGUCUUUCCUGGCAAAGGACGCGAGCCGGCCUCUGGAAGUAGUCUCCGCGGCCGACGCACGUUUUACCUCGAGGGUGGAGCUGUCGGUGAGGUUCGGAAAGACGUUGCUUGUGCUGGAGUGUGACGGGGUGGAGCCCAUGCUUUACCCGUUGAUACGGCAGGAUCUCGUGCACCAAGGGCCUCGCUAUGUCGUGCAGGUCGGGGAUAAGCUCAUGGACUACAACGAGAACUUCCGACUCUUCAUGGUGACGAGAAACCCUAAACCAGAGCUUCCACCGGACGCAAGCGCGCUGGUGUGCGAGGUCAACUUCACGGUCACAAGGUCCGGUCUGGAAGGCCAACUGCUCGGCGUAACGAUCCAACACGAGCAACCAGAGCUUGAGAAAGCCAAAUCUGAGAUGCUGCGGCAAGAGGAGGGUUUCAAGGUACGCCUCGCGGAUCUUGAGAAGGGUUUGCUGGAAGCCUUGGCCACAGCCGAGGGAGACCUUCUCGAAGACACGAGCUUGAUCGAGAGGCUGAGCGAAACUAAAACGACUGCCGCAGAGAUUCAGGUUUCGCUCGAAAAGUCGGCGGAGGCAUCUCAGGAGCUCGAUAGACAGCGAGACGUGUACCGGGACUUCGCCAGGGCAGGAUCUACCCUCUUUUUCUUGGUGGAAGCCAUGCAGGCGAUGAGCCCGAUGUACAAGUCAUCCCUCGCCAGCUUUGUGAGACUCUUCCAAGCGUGUCUGUCGGAGGAAAAGCACCAACCGGGUCUUCCUGCUCCUCGUUCAAGGCGAGGGAGUUCCUCAUCGGAAGCAGCAUCGGCGUCGGAGGUCGGGGACAGGCUGGCCAGGCUAACACCGGCUCUGCAGAUUAGGGUUUUGUACUUCGUUGGGAGAGCUCUCCUGAAGGAAGAUCGACCAACGUUCGCGCUGCACCUGGUUCACGGCAUGAAUCCGCACCUGUUUCAGCCGAACGAGUGGGAGGUCUUCACAGGGCAGCUGGGGUCGGUGGCGGGUGUCUCCGAGGCAGGCCGCCCUAGAGGGUUUCCCCCCUGGGCGUCGCCAGAUCGAGAGGAGGCGUUUGGGUUGCUAGCGGAGUACCUCCCGCAUCUGGUACAGGCGGCUGAUUUGGCGGACGCCGAGCGGUGGCGUCGGUGGGCGACAUCGCCGGAGUGCGAGCGCGAAUUCCCCAACAUUCGGUCGGUGUCCCUGUUCCAACGGGUUCUCCUGGUGCAGGCCCUUCGGCCGGAUAGGUUGCAGUCGGCCCUGCACCAGUUCGCCUGCGACGUGCUCCGAGUGACGUCAUUGUCGCCGCCGGCGCUGUCGCUAGAACAGCUUUACCAGCAGGAGGCAUCUGCAACCAUCCCGAUCCUCCUGAUCACCACUUCUGGCGCAGACCCGGGGAGGGAAAUGGAGGAGCUCGCGGAGAGGACCGUCGGUCGAGGAAGGUAUCAAGAGGUGGCCAUGGGAGGAGGGCAACAGGAGAUCGCCGUCACGUUACUACGAUCAGCCGCUCAAGCAUGGUAG
Molecule: messenger RNA, 9975 nt
Organism: Ectocarpus siliculosus
Lineage: Eukaryota; Phaeophyceae; Ectocarpales; Ectocarpaceae
Source: the annotation of a GenBank genome assembly